Molecule: messenger RNA, 1206 nt
Organism: Kluyveromyces lactis
Lineage: Eukaryota; Fungi; Ascomycota; Saccharomycetes; Saccharomycetales; Saccharomycetaceae
Gene: AIM22
Product: putative lipoate--protein ligase
Exons: 1
Coding region: 1-1206 (401 amino acids)
Biological process (GO): protein lipoylation
Cellular component (GO): cytoplasm; mitochondrion
Molecular function (GO): lipoyltransferase activity
Source: RefSeq, a predicted model, not a curated record
AUGAUCAGUAAAUGUACGCAUCGAGUAGCGACAACGCUAUUGAGAAGUGGUAUAUCCGUUCCAAAACGACUAUAUACUCCAGCAAAUAAUCAGAUUCCAUUUGAACUGGAUGAAACAGAUGAAAAAUACAAAGAGCUCAACAACAUCUAUCGUGAGCUCUUCACUCCAACAGAUAAAGCUAACAUUCUUACUACAAAAGAUAUUGAAUCAAACAAGCGUUCUGAAGUUGAUGAAAUAAAUGAAGAGCUAAAUUCCUUGUAUUCUGUCGGUGUACUUUCACCAGCGGAGCUGGAAGACGCGGUAAAAAGUAAUGGAAGGUUCGUCAUCAGAAGUGUAUCUACCAACCCAUACUUCAACCUAGCUUUAGAGGACUAUGUGUUUCGUAAUACGCCUUUAACUGAGAACAAAACGGGAAAUGAAAGAAUACUGCUUUAUACCAAUGAUAAAUGUGUCGUUGUCGGUAAGAAUCAAAACCCAUGGAAGGAAACGUACAUGAGAAAUAUCGCAUCAAGAGGGUACAAUUUUGUAAGAAGACGUUCAGGUGGAGGUGCAGUAGUGCAUGAUUUAGGAAAUGUUAACUAUUCGUAUUUGACGUCGAGAGAAAGUUUCCGCAGAGAGUUCUUCAAUCAGCAACUUGUACAAUGGUUAAGUAAUGAGAACAUUACGUUGAACGAUAGAGGCGAUUUGAUCUAUAAAGGUUAUAAGAUAAGUGGUAGUGCUUUCAAAAUAGCUAAAGGAAAAGCUUAUCACCACGGCACAAUGCUAAUAGAUUCAGACCUGGCUCAAUUCAAAGGUUUACUAAAACCGGAUGUAAUUCCUGGGGUUGAAUGGACAUGUAAUAGUGUCGAAAGUGUUAGAUCUAAGGUUGAUAACAUUGGCGGAAAAGCAAUAUCGUCAAUUGAUGACUUUUGCAAUUUGAUUACGGAUCAGUUCAGAAAUCUGGUUGAUGACUCUGAAAUUCCUAUGUUUUAUUGUGAUGAAUCAAGUUCUUUACUCGAGAUCACAGAGAUCUCCGAAAACUUACGGAGCAAAGAAUGGAAAUUUAUGUCAGGCCCAAGGUUUGAGGUAAUUUGUAAUGACGUUACAAUAAAGGUCGAGAAGGGUGUAAUUAUUGAAUCUGACUGGCCUGAAUUAGUUGGGAUGCCAUUUUACAAAUUUUAUGACGAAGUAAGGGAAGAUGACAAAAUAUUCAAACAUUUACUGUAA